AUGGCUGCUACCAAGUUGCUACUGCUCCUAUUCUCAGUGGCCCUGUUGGGCCUGAGCUCAGCUCAAUUCAUAGAAGAGGAGAACCAGGAAGAAGACUCUGUACAGGAUAUAGAGGAUGAAGAAGAUUCAGAAGAUUCAGACAUACCACCACCAUAUGACUUUAACAUGGAAGAACAGGAAGGUGAGGAAGAUCAAGACAGAAAAACCUUCGAUUAUCAAGGUGGUCACAAAAAACGUGGUAGAAAAUAUGGGCCCCCAGGUCCUCCUCAAGAUGAUGUAUCAGGAGGUCGAGGCCCAGGUGGUCGACCAGGUAGGCAGAGACCUGGUGGCCCUCGGGGAGGUCGGCGAGGUGGCCCUCAGGGAGGUCGGCGAGGUGGCCCUCAGGGAGGUCGGCAAGGUGGCCCUCAGGGAGGUCGGCGAGGUGGUCCUCAAGGACGUCGUUCACGUGCCCCACCCCCAAGGUACUUCAUUUUUCUUCUCAGUGAACCAAUGUCCAUGUUUGAAUAUAUAUUGGCCACCAAUUAA
Dromiciops gliroides (monito del monte) is the source of this 525-nucleotide messenger RNA. RefSeq names its product salivary acidic proline-rich phosphoprotein 1/2-like. The record is from RefSeq and is a predicted model, not a curated record. Bases 1 to 525 code for a protein of 174 amino acids. The transcript is spliced from 3 exons. Lineage: Eukaryota; Metazoa; Chordata; Mammalia; Microbiotheria; Microbiotheriidae.